AUGACCUAGAGGCACCUGCACAUGCAGGUGGACGCCGCAGUCACUAGAGCCACCAUGAAUGAGGCGGCUGGUGGGGACGAGCUCGCAGAACUCUUCGGUCUGAUUCCGGACCUUCUGCAGGCGGCCAACGGGAGCGACAACGCUUCGCUGCCGCUCCCGGACUUCUGGUGGGAGCUGGGGCUAGAGUUGCCGGACGGCGCGGCUCCAGGGCAUCUCCCAGGCAGCGGCAGGGCAGAGGGGGCGGACCCCGAGGCCCGCGUGCGGAUCCUCAUCAGCGUGGUGUACUGGGUGGUUUGCGCGUUGGGGCUGGCGGGCAACCUGCUGGUUCUCUAUCUGAUGAAGAGCAAGCAGGGCUGGCGCAAGUCCUCCAUCAACCUCUUCGUCACCAACCUGGCGCUGACGGACUUUCAGUUCGUGCUCACCCUACCCUUCUGGGCGGUGGAGAACGCUCUCGACUUCAAAUGGCCCUUCGGUAAGGCCAUGUGUAAGAUCGUAUCCAUAGUGACGUCCAUGAACAUGUAUGCCAGCGUCUUCUUCCUCACCUCCAUGAGCGUGGCGCGCUACCACUCGGUGGCCUCGGCUCUUAAGAACCACCGGACCCGAGGUCAUGACCGGAGCGAGUGCUGCGGCCAGAGCCUAGGGGACAGCUGCUGCUUCUCGGCCAAGGCGCUGUGCGUGUUGAUCUGGGCCUUGGCCGCGCUGGCCUCGCUGCCCAAUGCCGUCUUCUCCACCACCGUCAAAGUGAUGGGUGAGGAGCUUUGCCUAGUGCGCUUCCCGGACAAGCUGCUGGGCGGCGACAGGCAGUUCUGGUUGGGCCUCUACAACUUGCAGAAGGUGCUGCUAGGCUUCGUGCUGCCGCUGGGCAUCAUCAGCCUGUGCUAUCUGUUGUUAGUACGCUUCAUCUCUGACCGCCGCGUGGCGGGGACCCCAGGAGGGGCCUCAGCAACAGGGGGAGGCCUGGCUGGAGCCAGCGCCCGGAGACGGUCCAAAGUCACCAAAUCAGUAACCAUCGUGGUCCUGUCCUUCUUCCUGUGUUGGCUGCCCAACCAGGCACUCACCACCUGGAGCAUCCUCAUCAAGUUCAACGCGGUACCGUUCAGCCAAGAGUAUUUCCUGUGCCAGGUAUACGUGUUCCCAGUGAGCGUGUGCCUGGCUCACUCCAACAGCUGCCUCAACCCCAUCCUCUACUGCCUCGUGCGCCGCGAGUUCCGCAAGGCGCUCAAGAGCUUGCUGUGGCGCAUCGCGUCGCCUUCGCUCACCAGCAUGCGCCCAUUCACUGCCACCACCAAGCCGGAGCCCGAGGAUCAGGGGCUGCAGGCCCUGGCGCCUCUCCAUCCCGCUGUAGAGCCAGACCUGAUCUACUACCCUCCUGGAGUGGUGGUCUACAGUGGGGGCCGCUACGACCCUCUGCCCAGCAGCUCCGCCUACUGACCUAGGCUGGGGCGGCCACCACAGAGGGGCCCUCCCGGAGCGCGAAAGAGAAGAGCGGAUUAGAGGAUGCUGGGGGCCACUAAAUCAAAAGGGAGACUGCCCUGGCGUGAACGUCUGACUUGCGAGGCUGCGCUGACAGCCUAGAAUUUGGGGAGCAAGGAACUUUUUCCGGGAGAAAGGAGUGACAAUCUCAGCCCCCAGGAGAACGCACCGAGAGAGGCACCUCCUAUAGGCCAUUGUGCCGUUUAUCAUCCCGGACAAGGCGGUGGGCACACGGGGAAUCCGCCCGUGCCUCUGCCCGACCUCCGCGCUCAAAUGUCAUCGGGGCAAAACACUUGUCUACAGCCAGCAAGAGCGAUUGGCUGGGGAGUGGUGUCUGCGCGGGAGGGAGCAGAUGCAGUGUGACUAGAGGGACUGAUAGGUCUCCUCAGGCUACUGACCCUAAAGGGAAAAAGGGUUCUCACUGCUCCCUUGGUAACUGAGCAGGAAGUGAGUGCACCGCGUGCUGGAAGCUUGGGCGUCCCAGUUCUCCUGAGAGCAGUGUGGGUGCCUGGAGACACCGCGGCCUCAGGUCUGUUCACUGCAGACAGUGAGCUGUGUCCAGAAGCAACUUGAAAAGGUGGGAGUGAGGACUCUGGAUAUUUAAACGUGUGUGUAUGAGAGAGAAAGAGAGAGAGAAUGAGAAUGCUCCAGCUCCCUUGCUCACCUGCCUCAUCCCAGUUGCUCGUCCAGUGUUCCAUUUGAACAGAGCUUCACUUGUAAUAAAGACCAUGCCCUGGGGUUUGCCAGAGGUGACUGCUUUUGAUUUUUUGGGGAUCCAGGUAAGAUGGCCCUGGGCUACAGGUCACCCUGCCAGCUCUCCCAACCAUUCAUUUCAAAAUCUUCAAACA
Molecule: messenger RNA, 2321 nt
Organism: Hipposideros armiger (great roundleaf bat)
Lineage: Eukaryota; Metazoa; Chordata; Mammalia; Chiroptera; Hipposideridae
Gene: RXFP3
Product: relaxin family peptide receptor 3
Exons: 2
Coding region: 22-1431 (469 amino acids)
Biological process (GO): positive regulation of cytosolic calcium ion concentration; immune response; G protein-coupled receptor signaling pathway
Cellular component (GO): membrane; external side of plasma membrane
Molecular function (GO): C-C chemokine binding; C-C chemokine receptor activity
Source: RefSeq, a predicted model, not a curated record